AUGCUUAGGGAAUUCGAUCGGAUUACUGAAGUCGAAGACAGUGACAGCAUCACAGAGAGAGAAAUGGUUGCUCACAAGCUAGUGUGUUACUAUGUGAUGAAUAACGGCUGCAUUGAAGAACAUAAUGCCUUCUUCGAGAGACCCAAUGAGGCUAUGAGGAGCCAUCUUAAACCCCUACUCAUCACUGGAAAAUUCGAAGACGUCCUCGUUAAUAAAGUAUUGGUGGAUUAUGGAGCGACUGUGAAUUUAAUUCCUCAUCACAUGCUGAGGAAAAUUGGAAAGUAUGAUACUGAUGCCAAACCUCAUAACAUGAUUCUUACCAACUAUGAAGGUAAAGUGGGUUCUACCCUCGGAGUUAUCCAAGUCGAGUUAACAGUAGGGACAGUCACAAGGUCCACAAUGUUUAUGAUUGUGGAAACAAAGGCUAACUACAAUCUAUUGCUUGGAAGAGAAUGGAUACAUGGGGGCGCAGUUGUCCCAUCCUCGAUGCACCAGAGGAUAAUAACUUGGCAUCCAGAUGGUAUUGUAGAAAACAUAGAGGCGGAUCAAGGGUAG
This is a messenger RNA of Lathyrus oleraceus (garden pea), 555 nucleotides long. RefSeq lists its product as uncharacterized. The record is from RefSeq and is a predicted model, not a curated record. The coding region runs from base 1 to 555 and encodes 184 amino acids. The transcript has a single exon. NCBI's taxonomy places the organism in Eukaryota, Viridiplantae, Streptophyta, Magnoliopsida, Fabales, Fabaceae.